GCCCUACAUGGUGAGCCAUGACCGAAUCGCUGAUUGCCGCGUUGCUCACAAUCGGCCAAUGCGCUAACAAUCGAGCUAUCAAGUCGGUUUGCCACACUCUCAAUUCCGAAUUGUGACUUUUCCGAAUUGUGAGUUGUGGAUACAAUCUUCCACUUUCCGAGUUUGUCAGCGAUAGCAACAACAGCGAAAGCAUGAGAGAUAGACGACCGCAGUUCGUAUUACGCGUUCGGUGCACGGCCACGGUAUUGACGCCUGACUGACAAGCAAAUCACUCUCAGUCUCCGCCACAAACGCGGAGACACGUUCCGAGGAUAAAUACCAUCAACCUUGGACCGGAAAGCAAACCAGUCGCCUUUCUCUCUCUCCUCUUACCACUCUUCUUUCUUACUAGACCUUCUCGCCUUCUUCAUCCAUAGAAUAACCACUCGCAAUGACUAUCAACGGCGCAUUCAUGUCUGUCCUCACCAAGGCCUACUACUUGCCUGGUGCAAUGGUGUUGGCGGAGUCGCUUCGCGCGGUGGGCUCGAAGUACCCCUACGUCGUCCUUGUUUCCACCGAUUUCCCUGAAGAGGGCAUCGCCGCCCUCAAGAACCGUGGCCUCACCGUUGGCUUCAUCGAGGUUCUCCAGCCCACUGAGGGCUCGCGCCCCAAAGUCGCUGGCGAUGACCUGCGCUUCUCCGACUGCUGGUCGAAACUUCGCGUCUACGGUAUGGACGAGUAUGAUCGUGUCGUCCUUCUUGAUGCCGACAUGCUCGUUCGCCGUAACAUGGACGAGUUGAUGGAGAUGGACCUCCCCGAGGGCGGCAUUGCCGCGUCGCACCCAUGCGUCUGCAACCGUCGGGACCCCAAGUUCUACCCCGCUGACUGGCUUCCUGAAAACUGCGCCUACACCCCACUUUCGCAUCCCUCCGCCCUGACCGAGGCCACUGAAAUCACCGAGGACUGCCCUCGCCCACAUACUCUCCUCAAUGGUGGUCUCAUCGUUUUCAACCCCUCAAAAGAGCUCUUCCAGGAGAUCUCGCACUACCUCUUCACUUCCCCCCUUGUGCCUACCUUCACGCGCACCGACUCCGACCUCCUCGGACACUUCUUCGAGGGCAAAUAUAAGCCGCUGCCGUGGAUGUACAACGCGCUCAAGACCCUGCGCACCAUGCACCCGGACAUGUGGCGCGACGAGGAGGUGCGGAACGUACACUACCUCCGCGCAGACAAGCCCUGGUUGGAGCGCGUCGUCAAGGGCAAGGGCGGCGAGUACGAGACGUUGAACCAGUGGUGGUGGGACACAUACGAGAACCUCGAACGCGACAUGAAGGAGAACGACCCCGAGGGCCUGGAGUAUCUUCUCACCACUGUCGCCCAUUAGAUUGAUAGAUAGCCGUGAUUGAGAGCGCUUUUACUUUUAUUUUUACCUAAGUUUACUUAUGUUUUAUUUUUGUCAUCCUCCAUCGCGUAGACACAUGUAGUCAUGGACUAAAUCUAGUGUGGCAUAAUAUCUAUUUUAUGGUAUUGUU
Messenger RNA from Coniophora puteana RWD-64-598 SS2, 1511 nucleotides. Its product is annotated as glycosyltransferase family 8 protein. Bases 431 to 1363 code for a protein of 310 amino acids. Gene Ontology annotation, molecular function: glycosyltransferase activity. NCBI's taxonomy places the organism in Eukaryota, Fungi, Basidiomycota, Agaricomycetes, Boletales, Coniophoraceae. The transcript is spliced from 3 exons. The record is from RefSeq and is a predicted model, not a curated record.